This is a messenger RNA of Sardina pilchardus (European sardine), 1676 nucleotides long. RefSeq lists its product as uncharacterized. The transcript is spliced from 2 exons. The record is from RefSeq and is a predicted model, not a curated record. The coding region runs from base 122 to 1183 and encodes 353 amino acids. NCBI's taxonomy places the organism in Eukaryota, Metazoa, Chordata, Actinopteri, Clupeiformes, Clupeidae.
GGCAAGAAUUACGCCUUUGCUGAAGAAAAGUACACUUAAUUCAACUGAUGUGAAGAACUACAGACCUGUCUCCCUUCUUCCUUUCUUGUCAAAGGUUUUGGAGAAAGUGGUCUUCAAGCAAAUGUGUGACUUCCUCUAUCAGAAUAACCUACUAGACCCUAUACAGUCUGGUUUCAAGAGUGGUCAUUCUACUGAAACUGCUCUUCUAUCUGUGACUGAAGCAUUGAGAGUGGCUAAGUUCUCUGCUCAGUCAUCAGUGUUAAUUCUGUUAGAUUUAUCUGCAGCCUUUGAUACGGUUAACCAUGACAUUCUCCUUUCUACACUAUAUGAACUGGGAAUUUCUGGGAAAGCUCUUGACUGGUUCAAGUCUUACCUUAAAGGGCGUUCUUUUAGCGUUGUUUCCCAUCGGAUCUCUGCAUGCCUGAAGGACAUUUCAAUCUGGAUGAAGGAUCAGCACCUUCAGCUUAAUCUUUCCAAAACUGAGCUCUUGGUGUUUCCAGCAAAAACAGCUAUUCCCCAACAGAUCAAUAUCCAGCUUGAUUCAUCCGCACUGACUCCAACCAGAUCGGCACGUAACUUGGGUGUCAUAAUUGAUGACCAACUUACUUUCUCUGAGCAUGUUGCCUCAAUUGCAAAGUCAUGUCGGUAUACCCUGUACAACAUUAGGAAGAUCAGACCUUAUCUGACACAAGAUUCCACUCAGCUUCUUGUACAGGCAAUGGUUAUCUCCAAGCUGGACUACUGUAAUUCUCUGUUAGCUGGCCUACCUGCUUGUGUAUUAAGACCACUACAGUUGAUUCAGAAUGCUGCAGCACGACUGGUCUUCAAUCAGCCAAAGAGGACACAUGUAACCCCUCUCCUAGUUACUCUCCACUGGCUCCCUAUAGUAGCCAGAAUUAAAUUUAAAUCUCUCACUCUGGCCUAUAGGACACUGACUGGAUCUGCUCCCAGCUACUUCAGUUCUUUAAUCACGAUGUACAUUCCCAACCGCCCAUUGCGAUCUUCUGAGGAGCGUCUGUUAUGUCGACCAACCAUACAUGCUAGGUCAAAUUGUAGAUCCUAUUCUUCAGUGGUUCCGUGUUGGUGGAAUGAGUUGCCCAGUGCUCUCCGUUCCAGCAACAGCUUUGGAUCUUUUAAGAGGGGUCUUAAGGCAUAUUUAUUUAAUAUGCACUUAGUCCUUUGAGUUUGUGAUGUGUUAUGGUUUGUAUAAUAGUAUUGUUUUGUUAUAAUUUGUCUAUUGAUAGAAUUUGAAAUUUAUUUUGCUAUUGUCCUUAAAUUUAGCCAUACCAUGCUUUAGUUAUUAUUAUUAUAUAUAAUUAACUGAGUGACUUAUUUGAUUGCUAUUCUCAUUUCACUGUUUUAUUUCUCAUUAGGUUAGUGCUUAAAAUUAUUGUUUUACUGAUAAUAUUACUAUUCUCCCUAGUUUGUAAUUGUUCACUGUUAAUUUAAUUUGUAUUGUUAUUUAUUUGUAUGUCGCUUUGGACAAAGGCGUCUGCUAAAUAACCAUAGCCAUAGCCAUAGCCAUAGCCAAAAGCCCAAAUUGAACAGACAAAUAGAUGAAUUUAUAUGGCCGCCUUUUAAGUCUGACAUAUUCUUCUCCAGAUGAAUAGUGUCCAUUUCAACCUAGGCCCGUUUCACUUUUUCAAGUUGUUAAAGCAUUUUUCAAAAUGUAGCUG